AUAUGUAAAUUACUAAUAAUAUUAUGAUGUAAUAUUGUUUAUCUAUCUCGUUAUACAUUGACUGAUAAGGGGCAGCUUCCAUUGUUGGGGUGCCGAUAUGGAUAACCCGACCUCACUUGAACUUUGAUAAAUCUGUUAUUAGCAAAUAGCUGUUAUUUAUUAACACAAACCUUAAAGUGUUGACAUACAGUGUACAGACCAGUCAAGCUAAUGAAAUCGGAGAAAUAUCAAGCUAAGAAAGAAGACGAAUCUGAGUUAAACGAGAAGAAAGAAACGAAAAAAGCUCCAAGAAUGCCGAACAUUAAAGUUUUUACUGGCAGCUCUCAUCCAGAACUUGCCAAAAAAAUCGUCGCUAGACUGGGCCUCGACUUGGGCAGAGCUACCACAAAGAAAUUUAGCAACAAGGAAACUAAUGUUGAAAUAGGAGAAUCCGUCAGAGGCGAGGAUGUGUAUAUCGUACAGAGUGGUUGCGGUGAAAUAAACGAUAACCUUAUGGAACUUUUGAUCAUGAUAAAUGCCUGUAAAAUAGCCUCUGCCUCGCGGGUUACAGCUGUAAUCCCGUGUUUCCCUUACUCGAGACAGGACAAGAAAGAGAAAAGCCGAGCACCAAUCGCUGCUAAACUUCUUGCUAAUUUAAUAUCAGUCGCUGGAGCCGAUCAUGUUAUAACCAUUGACUUACAUGCAUCACAAAUUCAAGGUUUCUUUAACAUACCCGUUGACAACUUGUACGCUGAACCGGCGAUUACAAAGUGGAUCAAGGACAAUAUACCAGAAUGGAAAACAAGUGUCAUGGUAUCUCCGGACGCCGGUGGUGUGAAGAGGAUGACUGCCAUCGCUGACAGACUUGAUAUUGAUUUUGCCAUCAUCCACAAAGAAAGACAGAGGGCCAACGACGAAGAUUCAACCGUUCUAGUAGGAGAUGUGAGAAACAGAACAGCUAUAAUGGUCGAUGACUUAGCAGAUACCUGUGAUACUAUAGUUAAGGGAGCUCAAAAACUGCAAGAGGCAGGAGCAAAUAAAGUAUACGCAAUUUUAACCCACGGUGUUUUAGCCGGUAACGCUAUAGAAAAGAUUAAUAAUUCUUGUCUUGAAGCUUUUGUGAUAACUAAUACGAUCCCUCAGGAUAAAAAUAUGAAACUCUGUCCUAAACUACAAACCAUGGACAUAUCUGUCAUGCUCGCUGAGGCAAUACGGAGAACUCAUUACGCUGAAUCAGUUUCCUAUCUAUAUACCAAUGUACCUUAUUAAUUGCUCUAUAUUUUUCUCUAAAUAUGACGUAGAUUGAGGACGAUACGUAAACAUUUAUAUAUUAAUUGUGUCGUUGGGGGAUUUUCUUUAUUUUUAGCAUCCUUCAUAACCCUUGACUGUUACAACAGAUGUAUUUACUUCCAAUAAGCAUAAUUAAUUUCUGGACACGAGUGUUUAAAUGAGUUUCCCAUUUUAUAGCAAUGUAACAUCCCUAAAAAUUCUUUUUAUUUACAUUCAAUACAUAAAAUUAAAGAAAGUUGA
Messenger RNA from Danaus plexippus (monarch butterfly), 1509 nucleotides. RefSeq names its product ribose-phosphate pyrophosphokinase 2-like. Gene Ontology annotation, biological process: ribonucleoside monophosphate biosynthetic process; 5-phosphoribose 1-diphosphate biosynthetic process; purine nucleotide biosynthetic process. Gene Ontology annotation, cellular component: cytoplasm; ribose phosphate diphosphokinase complex. Bases 211 to 1248 code for a protein of 345 amino acids. The transcript has a single exon. Lineage: Eukaryota; Metazoa; Arthropoda; Insecta; Lepidoptera; Nymphalidae. The record is from RefSeq and is a predicted model, not a curated record. Gene Ontology annotation, molecular function: ribose phosphate diphosphokinase activity; magnesium ion binding.